ACUGCGUACAGGUCAGAUUUACGUCUCUUCGCCAGUCUUGGGUAUCUUCAGUCUGUUUUUACUACGUGCCUGGAGCCGUGUUAGGAAUUGACUCAGACUGAUCUCACUUUGAUAGUUAGCCUGCACUGCCUGGCUUCCCCGCCAUCAACUACAUUACGACGUUGAUUGAUCAUACCCUCCUUUAACACGCUUCUGUCUCUUCCCCGUCGACUGCACCUUGAUUUUUUAACACUCAGCCUAGUGAUCCCGGGCCCCCGUCAAUCUGUCUCCCAUUUUGGACCUUCUCGGUCGUCAGGAUGUCUGACCAGGCGAUCCUGCGUAUUACCAGGGAAAUCAAGCAGAUUCAGCAAGGCGCAGACCUCUCUCUCGCAGUAUACUACGAUGAUUCUGAUAUCCGGAGUGUCCGUGCUCUCAUUCUCGGCCCUCCAGAUACUCCCUACCAGUUCGGCUUCUUCGAGUUUUUGAUCAAGUUCGGAAAAGACUACCCGGCGACAUCUCCGAAUGUUCGCGCCCUGACCACUAACGGUGGUCGCAGCCGCUUUAACCCAAACAUCUAUUCAUCUGGCCGGGUCUGCUUAUCGAUUCUAGGAACCUGGCGAGGCGAGAGUGGGGAGCAAUGGUCGUCUGCGCAGUGCUUAGAGUCUCUUCUUAUCUCGAUUCAGAGCUUAAUGUCGUCUAACCCCUACGAAAACGAACCCGGAUAUGAAGGCACACGAUCUUCGAGUGAUAAAGAGAACAUGGAAGCUUACGUCUCCAAGAUACACCAUGAAACUCUCCGUCUUGCCGUCCUUGAGCCUCUUGAGGCAUCUCUUAACAUCUCACUUGAGGGGGAUGCGGACUCGCUAGCUGAUCCAACAUCUGAAGGCGAUGAUAAUAUCAUCUAUGAAGAUGGGAGGUCUUCCUUUGACCCGUUUUCGGAUUUUCGCAAGAAGCGUUUCUUGUGGUAUUAUGAGCCCUACAUGCAAUCGCUUGUCGCUGCAGAGAAGAAACACUCUCGCAAAACAAAAUUCCAGAGAAUGCCUUUCGAGGGCGGCAACAAUAGUAUGGAUGGUCAUUUCGACUAUCCGGAAUUAAGACGGCGGAUGGCGGUGGUCAAAGACGCCAUUCUUCGAGAAACACGCGGUUGGGCUGUAGAAGGACAAUUGGCCAAGAAGCAAGAAUGGGGUAUUGCAGCGAGUCUGCAACGACAGUACGAACAAAUUGUUGAAAACCUCAAGCAUCAGAACAACAUUACGGUCGAUCUAUACCUUGAUGAGGGGAACCCAUUCAUGUGGAGGCUCACGUACUUUGGACGACCCAUGACGCAACUGGAUGGUGGCAUGUUCAAGGUCCUGAUACACCUGAGUCCGCGAUUUCCCGAAGAACAGCCCCGUGUGUUUCUCGAGGCAUCGUCUUUCUUUCAUAUUCGUGUGUCCAAAGAAGGAGUUUUAUGCUACGUUCCAAGGCGAACAGAGGAAAUGCGCUAUCACAUCGAGGGGAUUGUCGCAUCUCUAGAAGAAGAACACCCACCCUAUGACCCACGAACCACAGUUAACCCCGAGGCAACCAAGUUGUUUUGGGGAACACCGGAAGAUCGAAGGAAGUACAACCGAGAAUUGCGACGAUCAGUAGAGAGGACCGUUGAAUCAUAGCACGCCUGAGCCUACAUCAGCCUAGGUUAGUGAAUUAGUAGAGGGCUCAGCUAGAACGUUUCUGUGCUCUGUGUCAUGGGACAGAUAUCUUGGCUACAAUGUCCUGGAUUUCGGGCCUAUACUUCCUCACUCCUACUUUAUUCAUUCUUUCCCAGAUCUUCAAGCCGCUUUAUCAGCAGAAAAGGGCAAGGGUUUUAUCACCAGGGCUUCAGGUGUGCUGUAGCAGCUAAGAAGAAUUGAAAAGGAGAGUUCCCGUUCAAUUAGUGCAUCGUAGUAACCAUUCA
Molecule: messenger RNA, 1915 nt
Organism: Aspergillus welwitschiae
Lineage: Eukaryota; Fungi; Ascomycota; Eurotiomycetes; Eurotiales; Aspergillaceae
Product: ubiquitin-conjugating enzyme E2
Exons: 9
Coding region: 297-1631 (444 amino acids)
Biological process (GO): negative regulation of apoptotic process
Cellular component (GO): nucleus
Molecular function (GO): cysteine-type endopeptidase inhibitor activity; ubiquitin conjugating enzyme activity
Source: RefSeq, a predicted model, not a curated record